Molecule: messenger RNA, 927 nt
Organism: Knipowitschia caucasica
Lineage: Eukaryota; Metazoa; Chordata; Actinopteri; Gobiiformes; Gobiidae
Source: the annotation of a GenBank genome assembly
AUGAGGAUGGUGCCAACCGUGUGGGCUGCAAUGACAUAUAAAUGCACAGGCAACAUGGACAAAGCACUAGAUGUGACCGCGACGCAGCAGGCCACUCUGAGCUGUGAGAACGCAGAUGGAGAGGUGACCUGGACGCUGAACGGUGAGGUCCUGAAGGACAGGGCCUUUGGGGGCCUGGUGCGUGUGGACGGCCCCUCGGUGACGGUGGAGGAGGUGGAUGAUCCGGUCCUGGGGGAGUAUGCCUGUUGGAGAGCCGGGAAGAAGAUUUCCUCCACGUAUUUACUGCAGGAAGUGGAGGAGGCGGACGACCUGGAAUCCCUGAAGUGUCACGCCAAGUCUUAUGACUGUGUGUUCACCUGCAUCUGGAGGAACAGUGGAUACAGCGUGGCUCGUCUUCUCCUGGACCCAAACUGUGAGAGUGAGUCAUGCCCGUGGGUGACCAGCAGGGGGCAUAGUACGUUCCACUUUGAGAUGUCCCACUCCCUGUCUCCGUACGCUGAGGAGGUCUCCAUGCAGGAGCUCAGAGUGGAGGCCCUCAAACACUUCUACAUCCUCAAGACGACCAAGCAAUUUUUCCUCCGAGACAUCAUCAGACCAGACAGCCCCCGUGUGCUGGGACAUGCAGAGGUCGGACCACAGCUGAGAGUGACUGUGGCCCCUCCUGAGACCUGGUCCAGUCCCCAGAGCUUCUUCAGCCUGGAGAAUGAAAUAGAAUACGUCCUGAAGGAUAACGGAGAGAGACAACAAACGUCUUGUUUGCUGAUUCCGAGAAAGAUCAGCAAGUUCCGAGCGCGCUGCAGAGACGCCUUCGUGCCCUCGGCCUGGAGCCAGUGGAGCCAAUGGAACAAUGUAAAAGGAAAAAAGAAAAAGUGCCAAAACACCAGGUGCGGGAACAAAAAAAAUAACAGAUCUAAAAAGCCUUUAUAA